GCUUCAGACACUUCACAGCUCCUUUCAGAAGUUGUUAUUCCUCCCAAGUAUCCCUAGAAUUUGUAUAUUUAUACAACAGCAGAGGGAGCCAGAACUUCAAAGUCAGACCAUAAUCAUGAAGCAGAAUUCAUUGGCUAAGUUGAAGGGAGGGAAGGACAGAGGGCGGGAGAGAGAGGGGAGAGGGAGAGAGAUGCCAUCCAAAUUACCUACAGAAACAGCCAGCAGAGCUUCUCUCCUGGACUGCUAGGGCACAGAAGAUCUUACUUCACUCCUACAACAUUUCUGCUUUCUUCCAGAACAGAAAUGUGCACCAACAGCACUGAUUCUCUCCAUCAGUAACUGAUAUACCCAGACCUUCCACAGCCAGACAGAACAGAUAUAACGCUUUUAGGCUGGCUCCAGAAGACUCAGACUGUGUUUGACAACCACCCUUUUGGAUAAAUAUUUUGGGAUUCAAGAUGAAUAAGACAAGGGCUGUUAGUGAUGUUUUUCAUUUCCUGAUCAGCAAGAACUGGAGCUCAAGCCGAAGCUUUCCUAUGAACAUUUCUAAUCAGUGCAUGAACAUCACUGACCUUACUGUCUUUCUGGCCACCUCCUACAGCUUGGAGACUGUUCUGGGCAUUGUGGGAAACAUCUGUCUGAUUGCUGUCAUUGCCAGGCAGAAGGAAAAGGCCAAUGUCACCAACAUCCUAAUUUCCAACUUAAUAAUUUCAGACUUGUUUAUGUGUCUUGUCUGCCUGCCUUUCACCGUUGUUUACACCAUGAUGGACUACUGGAUAUUUGGAGAAGUCAUGUGCAAAAUGACCUCUUUCACUCAGUGCACUACUGUGACAGUGUCAAUCCUUUCCCUUGUCCUUAUUGCUCUGGAGAGGCACCAGCUCAUCAUAAACCCAACUGGCUGGAGGCCAAAUACCUCCCAAGCCUACCUAGGAAUUGGAGUGAUUUGGACUUUAGCGUGUCUCAUGUCCCUGCCCUUUCUGACCACGUCCAUCUUGUCUAACGAGUUGUAUGAGCAGCUCUCACACUUCAUGAAUUUUUCCACUGAUAAGGCAAUAUGUAUCAACUCGUGGCCUUCUGAGCAGCACAAACUUAUCUACACCACCACUUUACUGCUCUUGCAGUAUUGCAUGCCUCUGUUCUUCAUCAUCCUUUGCUACCUGCGGAUCUACCUGCGCCUGCAGAAGAGAAAGGACAUGUUUGAGAAGAGCGAGUACAGCAACCGAGCCGUCCAGCUGAGAAGGAUCAACAUUUUGUUAGCAUCCAUGGUUGCUGCUUUUGCUGUUUGCUGGCUGCCACUGCAUGUUUUCAACACCAUCGUGGACUGGAAUUACAAAAUCAUUUCACCUUGCCACCACAACCUCAUCUUCUCAUUGUGCCACCUGGUAGCCAUGGCUUCCACCUGUGUCAACCCUGUUAUCUAUGGUUUCCUAAACAGCAACUUCAAAAAAGAAGUCAAGUCACUGAUUCUGAGCUGCCAGCAUAAUUCAGUAACUGCCUCAAUGGAAGAAUAUGAUCAUUUGCCUUUAUCCACCAUGCAGACUGAAAUUUCCAAGGGGUCACUGAUGUUGAACUGCAGGCACAAUUCUAUCUAACGAGCAGAAAACAUUUCAGAAGGGUGCACUGACACCACACACCAAUUAUAUUACCUGUGGGUAAUACAAAGCAACUGGUGAUGCCACAGCUGGGACGUGAACAGGAGCCCAUCACUACCUGAUUUUUGGAAGAACAAGAAAAUGUUGUAAAUGUUCACAGUUGCUGCUGUGGUGUGCAAGUUUUUCGUGUCAAUGAGGUGGUACAGACACUGAGGAGACUGGGCUGAUGUAUCAGCAGCUGCUCUAAGAUCAGUAACUAAGCUGUGGCUGCACAGAGGCUGAUGUGGGAUUCAUCAGUGAAACUCGUAUCUCUACCAUGGCUGCAGUAGAAAACCAGAUUUCCAGUUUCAGCACUGCAGGCUGACAAAAGCUGUGUUGAAGAAGAGUCUGUUUUUUAGUAUUAGUAAGAUUUUUAUGCACAGCUGAAACACCAGUGGAACAGAGAUAUGUAAAUAUCAAUUUUUUUUUUUUUUUGCUUUACCACCUCUCACAGCCCAUUAAGUAACAGCAUCUUUCAGAUCUUCACAUAAAACAACUGCCUGUUUCUGUGAAACUUCACUCUCUGCCAUAGGCUUGAAAAUAGCCAUUGCCUCUGCAAGUGGGGACAAGGAACAAUGGCCCUGGUAUGUAAAGAAGACAGUCACUUAUGAGGGAUGGCAGCAAAUGAAAAUGUUAUUAGAUGGAUUAAACUCAAAAUGCAUUGAGAUGA
Molecule: messenger RNA, 2301 nt
Organism: Oenanthe melanoleuca
Lineage: Eukaryota; Metazoa; Chordata; Aves; Passeriformes; Muscicapidae
Gene: NPY4R2
Product: neuropeptide Y receptor Y4-2
Exons: 2
Coding region: 459-1592 (377 amino acids)
Biological process (GO): G protein-coupled receptor signaling pathway
Cellular component (GO): neuron projection; plasma membrane
Molecular function (GO): pancreatic polypeptide receptor activity; neuropeptide binding
Source: RefSeq, a predicted model, not a curated record